Molecule: messenger RNA, 20057 nt
Organism: Pocillopora meandrina
Lineage: Eukaryota; Metazoa; Cnidaria; Anthozoa; Scleractinia; Pocilloporidae
Source: the annotation of a GenBank genome assembly
AUGUUUCACUACCCUCCCCACCCUACAUCAAAAGAUGACCCAGAGGUGUGGGGAGUGGGGAGACACACUGAUUAUGGCAUGCUUACAGUUCUUCUCCAGGAUGAUGUAGGUGGACUUGAAGUGGAGACCAAAGAUGGACUGUGGACAGAUGUUCCCCCAGUUCCAGGCGCUCUCAUCAUUAACGUAGGAGACAUGGUAGAGAUCUGGACAAAUGGGGCUUUUAAGGCCCCUCCCCACAGGGUCAAACUGUCAGCAACUAAUCAUAGGCUUUCAGUUGCAAUGUUUUAUGAUCCAGGGUUUGAGAGUGUUAUCUCACCCAUUCCUGUUGACAAAGCUCUAAUUCCUUUAGAAAAAUCUAUGACAAAGCCCUCUUUGGCGUUUCCAAUACGCUAUGGUGAUUACGUUCUGAGUAAAUAUUGCAGCAUCUUACCAGAGAAUAAGCCAUAACAUAAAAUAUGUAACACAUGUAAAGAUACAGUUCUAGAUAAUUUGUUGCUUUUUAUAAGAAUAACUCAUGAUUUAUGAAGUAAAUGAUAGGAUUAUUAAUGCACUCUAUUGCCAAGUAUUGUAGCUACCCCAAGAGUUGAAAAAAAAAAUAGAAAAAUAUUUAAGCUGCAUUCAUUUGUAACUGUUGAUAACAGCUUGCACAGCCAUUACCAAAUUUAAAUUUGUUGAAUUUUCCCCCUCUUGGAUGAAAGAUAGGCCAUGACAGAUUUCCCUAAUCUGCUCCCAUCUAGUAUACUCUGCAAUUUAGUGUGCAUAGUGAGAGAAAAAUCAAUAAACCUUUGCAGAAAUAAAACAAAAAUAUGAAAUGACUUACGCCACUUUACACACAGGCAAAUGUUAAACCUAUAACCUGCCAGGUGGAUUUUAAGGCAAUUGAAAUAUCCAUGCAAAAUUAACCACAAGGGUUAGAAAGCAGUUUAUUUUCCCUUUGGCAGGCAUGAUUUUUGCUAGCAAGUGCUCAGUUUUUUCUUGGUUGAAAAUUAUAGCUGCAUGGUGUGGGACAAUAAGUUACUUUUCCAUUUCCCCACCCCAUCAUUCAUUCUUACUUUAACUCAAUUACAUUGCCAGUGAAAUGAACAAAUGCAAGGUUGCAACAUUAACUUAUCUUGACAUCUGCAUUGAAGGGUUAGUCAAGACCAAAAAAAUAAAUGUUUCCCUUUCCCAGCCUUUUGUAUGGUGUAGAGUAUUCAUAGGUCAAGUGAUUCCUCUCAUUGCCCUUAUUCAACUGUCUUUUAUUCAGUGAUCAAGAUAGCAUAUUUACCAUAGGAUACUGACAAUUAGUUAUUUGCAGUGCUUUCAGUAAGAUUUGAAGUAGGUAGCUAUCUCAGGUCAGGUGUCCCGCAAGGGUCACAAUUGGGACCGAUACUGUUCUUACUAUUUGUUAAUGACAUGCCUAAUGUUGUUACCAGUGCAACACUAGCUAUGUUUGCAAAUGACUCUAAAUGUUACUAACCACCAUUCUGAUUUCUUGCAUCUGCAGCAGGAUUUAGACGCACUUUCAAAUUGGUCUUUGCGUAAUGAGUUGUUUGUUCAGCCUACUAAGUACAGCAAUUUGAAAAUUUCUAGGAAGUGCCUAAGUCCUCCUUGUAGCUAUGUUUUAAAUGGUAUUAAUGCGGAGGUUGUCACAGCCGAAAAAGAUCUAGGUAUUAUGAUUGCAAAUGACACCUCUUGGAAAGAUCACUUAGUCGUGAUUGUUGCUAAAGCUAAUAGGAUGCUUGGUUUUCUCAAAAGGAACUGCCCUGGUAUUGUUGGUAGUAAGGUGCUUUUGCAUCUUUACUGCUCUUUAGUGCGCUCUCAUCUUUGUUUUUGCUCUCAGUUAUGGGCCCCUCAGUCAAGUACCAGCAAUUUAAUCCUUGUUGAAAACAUACAAAGGAGAGCUACUCAUUUUAUCUUAAGGAAUAGUAACCUAUGUUUUAAGGGUCGUCUAAUCAAGCUUAAGUUAUUACGGCUAAGUUACUGGUUAGAAUAUCUUGACUUAGUUUUCUUUUUUAAGUGCCUUCAUGGGCUUAUAGAUUUCACUCAUGAAUUUAGUUAUUAUUUUUCUUUUCUAAAGGGCAACACGCGCUGUGCUUCAUCAGGGCUGCAUUUAAAUUUAAAUGCCUGUUGUAUGUCUUCCUUUCGAGACUUUUACUUCAACAGAAUAACUUUGAUGUGGAACAGUUUACCUAAAAAUAUCAAGGAUUCAGAUACUAUAAGCUCUAUUAAAAGUAAACUCAAGUCGUUUUAUUUUACUAGAAUUUUGAAUGCUUUUGAUAGAGACAAUUUUUGUUCUUUUAAAUUAAUUUGUCCUAAGUGUCCCAGUGUAAAUACUUCUUCUGACUGUACUUGUUAAGUUAAGUUAAGUUGUUAAUUUGUAUACUUUAGAAUGUUCUGUGUGAUUUAGAUUAUUUGAAUUGUAGUUUAGUCAGAUCAGGGAAGGGAUCUUUUUUCAGGAUAUUUCUUUCCGGGAUAUUUUUUUACGGGGCUGGGUGUUGAUGUAUUAACCAAGUAGGGGACUUAUGUUCUAUUGUUAUGCACCUGUACUUGUACUUGUACAAAUCCAUUAAAUAAAUAAAAUAAAUAAAUAGACCUCUCAGUCUCCUGCUUCGAACGCUGAAUGCACUUUUUGUGAUUGCAAGUUUUUAUUUUGUUUUUGUUUUGUUCUUUGAUUUUGCGUUUUGUUGGUUAUUGAGUGAAAUUAAAGAUUUGCAGCAGUGACUUCUACCAGUUUUAUUUUCUGGAAAAACCUAAGCAUUUUUCAUUUCUGCAGAAUUGUUCAUUUACUGUUUACAAAAGAUAAUUAAAUUUAAUCAAUCAGCCAAUGAAUUUAGCUGUUUCCAAGACUCGUGUUUCACAUGAUCGUCAACAAUCAUUGUGUAGUCAUCGUGUCUACAAAGUAGCUCUUUUGAACCUUCCUUACAUCUAGAGAAAUCUAGAUCAUAGAAAUUGACGCCCAGCAAGAUGAAAGGACUACAAACAGGUGAACUAAAUUUACUUUAUGAUAUUCUUGCUUAGGUUUCAUUCAUUCAUUCAAGAAUAUCAUAAAGUAAAUUUAAUUUACAUGAGCUACUUUUUAGCAAAUGUUAAUUUCAAUGGCAAACACUUGAAGCAGAUUAUAAAGAUCAAUAUUCCACAGCACUUACUGAUCGUCCAUUGUGGAAACAGUGUUUAGACUGAUGGCCGAUGAAGAAUGGGGCAAAUAUGAAAAAAAAAGACUGGGUCGAGGAAGUCAGUGAAAAGAAAAUGGUGGCUGUUUUGAUCGUGCAGGUUGAGCAGGUAGGCUUGAGUCCCUUCCCCUAUUUUUUUUUAUUUGGUUGAUUAUUUAGGGUAGUCCACAGGGUAGUCAGCAGAGUAGUCCAUGGGGUAGUCCGCAGAGUGGGGGUCAGUGGGUAGUCCGUGGAUCGGGUGUCAAUCUUUUCAACUCUCCUGUAAAUGCCUUUUUACAGGGAGGGAAGGUCACCUUUCUUGAAAGGUCUCCCCUCCAGGAGUGUCUUCAAAGGGUACGUAUGGGGGGGGAAAAGGGUUUUACAGAGAGGCAAGGUAACAAGGUGAGAUGUGGAGUUUUUUUUUUCCAUCUCUUUCAAAUUUUUGAUCAUGAAAUACUGUUUAACUAAAGCAGGUGUAAACCCCUCCCCCCCUUACCCUCCUUCCUACUAUCUCGUAAGUACAGAUAACCUUGGGGGAAGGUGACCUCUGCUCACAAGCCUCAUUAUCUUUUCUUCAGGGUUAACUUUUUCCUUCAUUAAGCCUGUGAAAGCUAAAGAUUAGGUUAGCCCCCUAGUUGGGUCAGGUUUAAGGCUAAGAGAUCACUGUUACACUCGCUAUCACAGAGAUUGUACAUAUUUGAGCAGAGAAAUUCCACAACUUUCCAUGACUUUUUCCAUAACUUUAAAAAAAAUUCCAUGAGCUAAGUUGAGCAAGUGUGCUGAUUGGUUCACUCCAAACAACACACAAAUUUGCAUAAAUGUCAUGCAAGUUUGCAGUGUACACAAAAAUGUGCACAAGUGUAGAUCUUGCAACACACCCUAAUGUAGAGUUUAAUUCUACUGAAAUUAAAUCUUACUUUGGAUCUGCAUUGCUUGGCACUUACAGAUAACCUGCUGAUUUCCAUGACUUUCCAUGAUUUUCCAGGAACCAAACCUAAAUUCCACUACUUUCAAGGCCUGGAAAAUAAAAUAAUAAAAUUCCAUGACCUACCAUGUUUUCCACAACCCACACAAAACCAACAAUCAUAACAAAGAUAGCUUACCCCAGUAAUAAGCGUUAAGAAUUAUUUUUGGAACUAUGCUGGCCAGAGGUGACAGUCUGAACCUGGGUGAUACAAGAUAUCUUCCUGUGGUAUUGUCCAGUAUCAUCUGUGAAACCUUUCACUGACCUUUUACCUAGGAAAAGUUUGCUGUGCAAUAGAAAUACUGAAAUAUCAUUGCAAACAAUAAAAGAUCAAACCAAUAGUUGUUUAUUACCAAGUAACAACAGCCUCUGAACUCAGAAAUCAGUUUACAUUUCACCUGACGAGAUACAUAUUUUGAAAAUUCUCUUAACUACACUCAGCCAUAAGUAUUAACAGUUUAUUGCAUUUUGCAAGACCAUUAAUGUUCCAAUUAGCCACAAGAAAAGAACAGUUACAUAAAAAAAAUUGCCGGCAAGGAUCCAAAGGCAUCAAUUCAGCGAAAAAACAAAACUUUCUCAAAUUACGGUGUCGAUCUUUGGCUGAUUGAUCGGCGUCUCGUUAUCAACAUUGCGUGCGCAGAUUAAAAGACUUCAAGAAAAUAUAUUCUUUACAGUAGAAGUAAGAAGAUCCGCAUCAAAUUUCAUUCGUCAUUUUCAAAUUCUUUCAGAUUCUUCCUGUUUCGCUUGUGAAAGUCGUCAUUUGCCCAUGUGUAGAUCAAUAUUCCAGUGAUAACAGCCGGUAGCUGAUACGGUAACUGCAACUUCACUCUUCUGGCCAUGUUUGCCAUCCCUUUCGCAAUCCCAGCAAAAGCACGUUGUUCGAAUGGAGACAAGGAAUAAGUGAUGAUAUUCUUGGCAUUCGUCAGCAUCCCAAAUUUUCGACCCAUCUUGAACCAGAAGCACCCAAACAGGGAAGAUUUACCACGGGAAUGCAGUUAUAACAUCAACUCGAAACAAGCCAAUAUGGCGUUCAAAGCUCGCUAGGAAGCAUGGGAUCGUGGUCGACUUCGUCUCUGAAUAAUAUCGGAGGCUUCCGACAAGGUCCGAUUAUUGACGAUCACUGAUAUCAAUGAAUGCGGGCUCGCGGGAAGUUGUUUGCACGUCAACCAACGUCAACGGUGUUGAGUUCCGCUUUCGCGUGAUGGACCACGUCUUCCACCUGAGUCAUUUAUUUGAUUCGAGAUUCUCUGACCUUUUAAUGUAACCAAUUUACAGAUUUGCUUUUUUGAGGGCGUUUGGACCUCGACUUGCUGGCAUGCGAAGGAGGAAGAGGAGUGUAGGCGAGCGCUACCGGCUCGUUGCUCCAAAACAUGCUCAAACUGAUGAACAUCUCAAUAACAUUCACUCUAAGUACAAUCUUGGCAAUUCGAUCAAGACCACCAAGUAUUCACUAUGGUCCUUUCUUCCAAAGAAUCUAUUCGAGCAAUUUCACCGAUUUGCGAACAUUUACUUCUUGACGAUCAUAAUUUUAAAUUUGAUUCCUGAAAUUAAUGCAUUUGGGAAAUACAUCGCCAUGGUGCCUUUGAUAUUUGUUCUUUCGGUGACGGCGAUAAAAGAUUUAUAUGAAGAUCGAAGACGGUACAAAUCGGAUAAAGCGGUGAAUAAUAAUAUCUGCCAUGUUUUUAACAGGUGAGUAUCUCUAUUUUCCAAUUUUAUUUUUUGUUUUUUGCUGCUCUUGGGUUUACCCAGUUGCAUAUUUUAUCAAGUCGACGUGGACGUUCUUCAAAUCUUGUUCUUAAAAGCAAAUAUUCUAAGCUGAAGCUCCGUAUGUCUUUUAUGUUUCAUUAUUACUCUAGAAACGUGUAGAGAGUGACAUAUUGGAAACACGCUUUCAAUCUCAAGAUUUCUCUUAUGAGGUUGAUAGAUCUAAUAUACAAGAGUGCUUGAAAGAUUUAGUCUGCAACAUUCAUUACAAAGAUCUAGACUUGUGAUAAGUAAACACAUCUGCCCACACACUUAAGUAAAUUUUAAUGAGCGGAAUGAUGUUCCCCAUGACAAAGCAGGAAAGAAAACAAACUUCAAUUAACCUUCACUUUAACAUGAAGCUUUUUUUUCUCCUUGUACUUUUCCCCUGUAAUAAAUCAAAAUUGCAAAAAUAUGCUAAAUAUGUUGACCUUCAGUUGACCAAAAGAGAGUAUGGGAAGACUACAAGCGUUUAUUAAUUUUUGUAGACAUUGUGAAAUUAAUGAUGUCAGGUUAAAAAGCAAUGUUUACUGGAGGCUGAUGUGGUUCAACCACCCAAAGAUGACUGUCAAAAUAGUGUGGCACUUGAAAUAUUAUGGGGAUUUAUGAUCAUAGGGUUAACUUAUGCAAAAAAUAUUUUUUAGCUUAAGCCAAAAACUGCUGUUUACCAUUCAAACAUAAUUAUACAUUUUAAUGAUUUAGGAGAAAAAUAUUUACAGAAUCAUGUCAAAAUAAAACUUCAAAUGUUACAUCAUUAAAAGCACAGGAAAGAAAAAAGGCAAUUUCUUACAUAUUAUAAAAUAUCUCUUUUACUGGAUCUGGCAAAUUUUCUAAUUUGUGAUGUGUUGCUAAUCCAAUUUAAUCACAGGUUUUUUAUGUGAAUGGACUUAUUAGAAAUAUAUGUUUGUGUUAAAUUUGGAAUUUACAUAAUAACAGGUUAAUGUAAGUUCUGUUUCAGCCAAGUUUAACAGUGGCCUCUGACAAGCUUUCUUUUCUGGGAGUGAAAAAAAAUAUAUAUAUGUUAGAAAUAUAUCUUAGAAAUAUAUGUUUGUGUUAAAUUAGGAAUUUACAUAACAACAGGUUAAUGUAAGUUCUGUUUCAGCCAAGUUUAACAGUGGCCUCUGACAAGCUUUCUUUUCUGGGUGUGAAAAAUUUGAUAUGUUGUGUUUUUAUAAAGUAUGGUUACAGUAGUUGACUCAAAUGAAUGGUUUCAUCUUCAAAAAAUGAACUCAAACAGAAACCACAAAAAAUUACUUAAUUUAGAAUAGAAUGAUAUAAGAUGUACAUUUAUAGAUUUUUUGGACCUAGUCUAAAAAAAUCAUGACAUGUAAAAAGUUAUAUAUAAAAGCCAGAAAUUAUAGUCAAUAACUAGAACAGUAUCAGACACCAUUACCAACCAGUAUAAAUAAAAUUAUCAUAUGGCCAACAAAUUAGCAGCUGCAGACAGUAACUGUUGUUUGAGCUUCAUUAUGUCAGGUGCAAUGUGUUCUGCACCAGUUUAUAUAUUCUUUUUACAUCCUUCCUUCUGGAAAUGAAAUACACUCCAUACACUUUUUAAAAUAAUAAUUCAACUUAUUUUUUUAUAUUUUAAAGUGAGGCUAAGGAAUAUCAACCAGUCAAAUGGAAAAAGGUGGUAGUUGGAGAUUUUGUGAAGCUUAGAAGUGAUGAGAGCAUCCCAUCAGAUAUCCUUUUAAUUAACACAAGUGAUGAAAAUUCUAUUUGCCACAUUGAGACAGCUAACCUUGAUGGAGAAACCAAUCUGAAGCAAAGAGAAGUGGUGAAAGGACUUAAUCUGGUAUUUAUAGAUUUAUUUUUGAAUUGUUUUUUGCUUGAUACUGAGCUGAACAACUCUCAUAGUUGAUGGUUUCUUUUCAUUAACCUUUGAAGAAUAUGGAUACUGAUUUUAAGUUAAACAGAUAAAAUUUUCUAGAUCAGUGUAAUUUCUAUUUUGAAAUUUGCUUGAAGAAAGAAAUUAAAAUCCAUAUGGGUUUAAAAUUUUUAAACUUAAUUUUGCUUGUUUAUAAGGGUCAUUAAGUGUUCUUACAAGCACCAGCAACUUCUGUUAUCGUUAUUUUAUUUUUGUUGACAGGAAAAUUUGAGAUUUUCCCCCGAACAGUUUGAAUUUAAACUCAAGUGCGAGGAGCCAAAUAAUCACAUUCACAGAUUCCAUGGGACCUUGUAAGCAUAUUGUUUUGACAACUGCAUUUGACUUUUGUAACUGUCAUGAUGACUUCCACCAAGGUUGCAAAGAAGGCCAGUGUCAGUCACUACUUAGUCUGUUCAGUAGUACUGAUAGGAAACUAUCUGAGCACUAGACCUCUUGGUUUUUUGGUCGACACUAAGUGUGACAGCUUAUAAGCCUCCUGUUAAUAUAGUGAAAUUAUGUGUACAUCUACUGUGAAUUCGGUGGGUACUAUUGUGAGACAUCACACCAGCGGGAAAGAUGAUCAAGUUUAUAAGCUCAGCUAUCCAAGAAGAAGGAAUCAUAUUUACCUUCUUGCAUGAGCAUGAGUUAUAGAAAACAAAACUUUCUGUCACAUUAGCCUAACUUAGUAUAUUUAAGUUUAUUGGAGAUAAGAUUUCAGCAGCUGUGUUAUUUGUUGGUCUCUCUUCUGAUGUUCAGAUCCAAUAAUGAGGGAAGGGAGAUUCCUGUUGGAAAGAGCAAUCUGCUCUUGCGUGGCUGCAUUAUUCGCAAUACAGACUGGGCAGAGGGAAUGGUUGUCUAUGCAGGUAAGGAAAUGCUUUUACAUGGAAUUCAGAAUAUAAGUAUUGACAUUAAUGGGGGAAAUUUUCUUCAAUUUAAAAGAUUUCCAAACAAUUUAAUUUUUAUUUUUCUUUAAUUGCCUCUCACUAGACAUCCAUAGAUCAGAAAAAAGGGAAAUUUAAACCAUUGCACAUGUAGGCAAUUCAUAUUUGGUUUGACAUUCUGGGGAAUAGGUGCAGGACUAAAAUUUGCCCUAAAAACUCUUGAAUGUUUUACCUUGUUGUCUAAGGUAUGGGCUAUAGUUACUGUACUGUAAAAUAUAUGUGGUGGUAUGACUGACCUUCAGGGAUCAUUUUAUAAACUUUUAAACAAAAAAUGUUUUUUUUUCUAAAUUUCCCUGUUGCUGUUAGGUCAUGACACCAAAGCUCUAAUGAAUAACAGUGGUCCAAGAUACAAGCGCAGUAAAGUGGAAAGGGAUCUUAAUAAAGAUGUUGUGGCUUGUGUCCUCAUUCUCUUCAUUCUAUGUUUCCUUGGUGGUGUUGGUAAGUAAUGUGGUAAUGUAUAUCAUAGCAGACUAUGUAGAACACUGGAAAAAAAUUUCUCAGCAGUAAGCCCACUGCCACAUUUUCAAGAAGAAUAGUUGUUAGAUAUGCUUAGCAUGUGUACAAAGAAAACCCUCUGAAAUUUUUCUUGUUUCUAAUGAGUGGCUAGAACCUAGGUAGUAGGGCCCAACUAGUAUCUGGGAAGCACUGGUGAAAAUCCAGUUGACGCCCAGUUUUUUUUUUUUUUCAGACUUCCCAUCUGCAAUUGCUAAAAUUUCAGCUUACCUGCAAUGAUCAUGGCUUAAUUUGAUUUGUAGUUUCAUAAUUAAAUUUAAAAAGCUUUGUGAAUUCUCUCUCAUUUUUUGACAAUGCAUGUCUCUGUCACAGGUUGUGGGUAUUGGUCGUGGAAAAAUGGUUUCUUCAACACACACUUCACACCUGGUUUCACUGGUCCAGAUCAGCCAUUUGUGAGAAAACCAGAGAUGGAGGGUUUCAUCAGAUUCUGGACAUUUGUCAUAAUUUUGCAGGUUUGCUUGUUUUUUUAGUAGGUACAUGUACAUGACCUGUGUGAUACUUUUUUCAUGAACUGUGGUGGUUCUUUACGUGACCAUUAAACUGAAAUUGCUCCUCUUUUGUACCAGUAAUUAUAGAUACUCUAACUUGUCAUUUACAUUUACAGAGAAUAUCCCAAACAGGCAUACUUGUGCUGAACACAUUUAUUUAUCCUCAGGUCCUCAUUCCAAUCUCGCUUUAUGUUUCUAUGGAAGUUGUCAAGUUGUUCCAAGUGUAUUUCAUCUCUAAUGACCUGGAACUAUACUAUCCUGAAAUGGAUCAACCAGUCCUAUGUCGUGCACUGAACAUUAAUGAGGAUCUAGGACAGAUCAAGUAUGUCUUCUCAGACAAGACAGGAACCCUAACUGAAAACAAAAUGGUAUUCAAGAGGUGUACCAUUGGUGGAAGAAACUUUCCUCACAGGGACAAACUUGGUAAGAAUGUUGCAUGCAUAGGGUGUGUGGAAGGGAACAAUUUAAUAUGAUCAUCCUCUAUUAUUUAAACCUUUUGUUAUAAAUUGGAAUUGUUUUUUACUGGAAAAAAAUCCAUUUCCCUUUAAGGGCCACCCCUUUCCCCUCAGAAUCUUCAGGGUUAGGGUUAAGGUCAGUCCAGUCUGAGUGGGUGCUCAGUAUUUUCUUUGCAACAAUUGGGCCACCAUCUUUGAUUUUAAUGGCAGUGGUAGGCUGGGGAGAGAAAGAAACAUUUGUACCAAGGGGGUGAGCAAUGGUCAGAAAUAAGUAGAGGGAUGGGGGUGGGGGAAUGUGAAUAUUAUGUUUCCCUCCCCCCCCCCCUCACCACUGCCUCUUUCUUCAAAUCAAAUGUGGCCAGUUUAAAAGACGAUUGAGAGCUCCUGAAAGGUAACUCACUUAAUGAGAUGCCUGCACAGUUAUAAGCAAGAAACGAAAAUGCCAAUUUUUUGACAUUUCUUGAUGAAACUUUGGUUAUUUUUCAUGUUAAUGUCAGUGACAAUCUUCUUCAACCACUGUCCCUUCUCUGGAAGAAUUCUCUGAGCAGUUUGUUUCCACAUAAGCAAGAGUUUCAGUGUAUUCUUAAUUUCUUAAAUUAGCCUUCUCAUUUUUCUUACUGUGGCUAGUAGAAAGCAAUCACAUGAUUCCCAAUCAAAAAGUUAUUUUAUAAAUAACCCAGCAUUGCUCCAGUGGUUUUUUAAAUUUUUUUUUGCUCUAUAAGGGAGGUGAUGUUUAUGAUCAUUUCUGACAAGUAGAACAUGUCAUGUACUGAAAGAUUUUGUACACUUUAAUCUGGCUGAUUUUGAUGUCUGUUUCAUUGCAACAAUUAACAGAGUCAGAUGUUACAGAUGCUGCACUGUCAUCAUCAGAUGCUGAUCAAAUGUACCAUCAAAUUUCUGAGGGAUCAAAUGUAAGUGAAUUAUGAUAAAGACUUACUGAAAUUUGCUGAUCCAUGUUGCAAGGGAGCCAUUUUAAAUUUUUACAUGUAUUAAGAGAUCCUGUCAAAUUGUUCAAGAUUUCCAUAGGGAUCUUUGUCUUGUGUAGUCUUGCAAGGGUCCUCCAAUAAUGAUUUCUGUGAUCUGGCUGUUAAUGGUUUCUUAAUUUAUCCCAUUGACUCCUAAGGGUGACCAGCAUCUAACUUCUCCUUACAGUAUCAACCCUGAAUGACACAUUAAGUUCACGGGAACAAAGAAAAUCAUUACCAACUAAAUAAGCCCUGGCUUGUUAAACAAAUUCUCCCUGUCAGUAACGUAAGGAAUGUAUAGAGAACAGUAUAGAGAAUACACAAACUAAUUUUAAGGUGUAAAACAAUGAUGAGGCCAUGGCUAGCAACUAGUUACAGGUUUGUUGAUAUGAAUGUUCGUGUGUUAUUAAGAGGUUGCCUGAAUGGAAGCAUUUGCUUUCGACCAGCCUGCAAAGUCACAGGAGUUAGAAGGCAUUGCAUUUCUAUAUUUCUCAGCAAGCUCAAAACUGGUCAGCGUGGCGAACAAAAUGCUAUUUCUCAGGCAAUAACUGGCAUUUCACAGAUGUGAAUGAAAAUAUUUUGUCUGUGGUAGUAAGUUAUUCCUUCUUUCCUUCUCCAAUCCCUUAUGGCUUUCUCGUUAAAUACAACUUUCUAACAUUGCACAGAAUCUUUUGUUUGCUUAAUUUGACUGUUCCACAUUGCAGGGUGGUGAAGUUUACUGGGAUAAAGAACUUGCACAAGUAGUGGAAUCGAGCAGCAGUAGUAGCUACCACUGUGGGCCACAAAGCUCUUACUUGAGAGAGUUUUUCAUAUUACUUGCCAUAUGCAAUACUGUGGUUGUAACAAGAAAGUCUAGCGGGACUUCAAAUAACAGCGCUUCACCACCAACAGAUCAAACCGAUUUACCCCACAAUUCACAUAAUAAACACGUCCCUGUAGAUUUAGGCGAGUACAGUUCGUGGAACGAUCACCUCUGUAGGCCUGAUUAUGGAAGCACACACUCUCACUCAAGAGACUUAAGUUCUGCACAUGGCAACCUGGGUGUGUCGGUAACACCUGUGAAAACUGCUCUUGAAAGGUCAUCUAAACGGCCUAAGUGCCCCGCAUCUCUGAUGGAAGCUGCGGUGGAAGACAGUACAGCAAAUGACGAAAUUAUUUAUGAAGCAGAGUCGCCUGACGAGGCCGCACUUGUGAAAGCUGCUCACUUGUACGGCUACAAACUUUUAAGUCGUAGUCCUGAGAAAGUUACUUUGCAUAUUCCUGGCGAGGGUCCAGUGACUUACGAAAUAUUACAAGUGCUACCAUUUGAUUCUUCGCGUAAACGCAUGUCAGUUAUCGUGCGCCGUCAGGAUGACAGUAGCAUAGUGUUGUAUUGUAAAGGAGCUGAUUCAGCCGUGCUUCCAAAGCUGGAACGAGCUAAUCAACAGUUCCGAGCGGAUGAUGUUGAUGCAGGUGAAGGGUCGUGGGCGGCCAGGAGUAGCAGUAGGGGAUCGUUAGUGGAGGAGACGUCGAGUCAUUUGGAUCUUUAUGCUAGGGAUGGGCUAAGGACUCUUUGUAUGGCCAGAAGGGUGAGUGAUUUAUGAUACUACUUUGCUAAAGAUUGUAACAGUUCAAUAAAGUGUGAUUGUUGUAAUAUAAUUAAGACUGUAAAGACUACAGCGUUAUGCCUUUCAACUGUCUAAAUGACCGCGUACUGUGGGGGAAACGGCACAGAGGUCUGCAACGCAUACAGUAAAUUAAUAAUCUUCGCGAGGUUAUGGUCCAAAACACGGAACUACCCAUGUUUUGUAUUAUAUUUCGAGCGAAGUUUCGCCCCGUUGGCAACGAUGCACGCUAUACGGAUUUUCAUUCCUUGGAUUAGACUAGAAGUAAGGACUUCAAAUCGUGUGAAAACUAAUUACGCGAAAACUCCAUGGUUUCCCAACUUCGAGAGUCUCGAACCGAGUUUCGAUGGUCUCGAUACUCGACUUAAACAUCUCGAAACUCGAUUCGAGCCUCGAUCCUCGAAUUUAUUGGGUAUCGGGUAUCGAGUAUCGAGGUUCGAGAUCGAGGUUCGAGGGACUGUCAACUUACCUUUGAGCGGUACUGUAUAACACUCCUCAGUUUUGGCUAAAUGACGGAACGGUUACAGCUAACUUACAGUAACAGAACCUACCUUUACGACCGAGAGUAAGUUGUAUUUUAUCAAAAGUGUUGCACAAUUUUCUGAGGAUUGUACACCAAGAGUUAGAAUAAUAUACUGCUUUGUGACGUAAGGAUGCUCUGUUAGGUCCGCAAAAAUUAAAACUCGCAAAACUUUCAUGUUGUGCUAUAGAAAUACAUAUGGUUAAUUAGAGUCCUCAAUAUAUUUCAUUUUCAAUGCUGAGAGACCCACUGGAAUAUUGGCGCAGAGCAUAUGCACGACAGGAACUGACUGAAAAGAAAUCGUGAAGCCGUCUUUGCUAAAGCACUUAGUGUUGUAGCGAUAAUUAGACUCGGACAAAAACAUCAUAUCUACUGUUGUUUCAGGACUUAGCAACCGGCGAUUACGAGGAUUGGUUUGAACAACACCGGCAUGCUGAAACAGCUCUCCAUGACAGAGAAAGGCUCCUUCGAGAGUCAGCCCAUAGAUUAGAAUGUAACUUGGAGCUCCUUGGUGCUACUGGCAUUGAGGACCGUUUGCAAGAUGAUGUCCCUGAGACCAUCGCCAUGUUACGUGAGGCAGGCAUCAAAGUUUGGGUCCUCACAGGAGAUAAGCAGGUGAUUGAAAGAUGAAAUUAUAACCAGAUACUCUGUUAGCCCGUCUGGUCAUUGGAGCGCUUUUCAAUUGAGUAUCGUAAAAACAAAACCAGAGUAUUACAUUGGCCAAUCAGGGCAAAAUAAAACACUACAAUCAGCCAAUAAGAACUCAAAGUGAAAACGGGAAAACUACUAGAAGCGCGGGAAACGCGGGUGCGCACAUUGGUAUUGGUUUGAUUCUUGCAUCUGAUUGAGUUCCCUCAACAACACGCAGGUCCUAGUGAAGCAAAACUAAUGCAGGCGCCGUUUGCUUCCGACACCUAACUGAAAGUAUCUCAAUUUCUGGAGACCUAUGAAGUUUUGCUUUUAGCUUUUCACGCUGGUUAACUUACUCACAGAUUAACUGAUUUCUUGUUUUGUGCGUCUGUAGUAUUUGAAAUUGAAUUAACCCAAGCUGUAAUUUUAUUUAGGAAACCGCAAUUAACGUGGGAUAUUCCUGCAAACUUUUGGAAAGUGCAAUGGAAAGGAUCGUUUUGAACGCGAGAACAAAGGUAUGCUUUCCUUUUCCUAUUUGUUUAAUAGCACUUAUUUUUUAGUCCAAGAACCAAACAAAAUCGUAACUUCAUUUCUGCCGGCAGGCGGAAUGUGAAGACCAGAUCACAUCUUGGCUGGCGCAUUUUGCGCAGUCUGAAGUAAGGAGUAUUUCCAGCGACCAGUCCUCCAACACAGUGUCAGGCCGUAUCAAUGCACCCCUGAAUGACAAAGCUGUCGGACUUGUGAUUGACGGACGGACACUCAUGUUCGCGCUCGAGGAGCCUUUGAAUGAAAAGUUCUUGGACUUAGCCAGACAUUGUCAGGCGGUUCUUUGCUGUAGAGCUACUCCGUUACAAAAGGUUAGUUGUGGUAUGUAAAGUUCUAAACUUGGCUAGGGCUGAUCUUAACGAUGGUGUAAAUUCAGACAAAAGACGACACGUUGUAGAUAAUAAAAGAAACUAUUGCCUUAACCCUUUACACCCUAAGAUCAGUAUGCAUAUUCUCCAUACUGUUUUCUACACAUUUCCUAAGGUGCUGUCGAGGAGAUUUUGCUUAACAAUCAAGAGCUCUUGUACAUGCUGAUCAUCUCCUUUACACUCAGGACCUUAAUGUUUGAUCCAGGGGUCAUACUGUAAGGAGAAAUUACAGGCUUGUCACUCUCAGUGGUGAAAGGGUUAAUGUUAAGGGUUAAUGUUAUAGGUAUUUCACUCUUUCAGUUCGGCCAAUGAUUUGAACCUUGGAGUAAUAGUUGGUAGGAUAAUCUCAUCGGGAAAAAAAAAACCGUUGGAGUCUUUCAUCCAAUAACGUCGCCACGACGGCAAAACUUCCUGUAGGAUCUUUUUAGAACAAUCCGCUCUAACUGCUGAACCGAAAAAUUCUUGCUACACGAUCCACUAGAUUUGACUUUUAUUUAUAUCCCCAACUGAGCCUCGGUAUGUCUUGGUUUUUAGUCUGCAGUUGUUCAGCUGGUCAGAAAUGGACUGAAAACAAUGACGUUAGCGAUUGGUGAUGGUGCUAAUGACGUAAGCAUGAUACAAAUGGCCGACGUUGGAAUUGGAAUUUCGGGUCAAGAAGGAAUGCAGGCUGUCAUGGCAAGCGACUUCGCCAUUGGUCGAUUUAAAUUCUUAUCUCGCCUCCUAUUGGUCCAUGGUCACUGGUGCUAUGAUCGAAUCUCCAAGAUGUUUCUUUAUUUCUUCUUCAAGAAUGCUGUAAGUCAGCUAUAAAUUUGACUCUAUUUAAUUUUAGACGAUAAUGUUUUCGAUGAAUCAGAAUAACAGUUUUUAUACAGAGUGUUUUGUUUUGUAACCCUUUAACUCCCGGAAGUGAUUAACAUGCAACAUCUUCCUAUAAUAUCCAUGCAUUAUCCACCAAACAAGUGAUGAGAAUACUCCCACUUUUCAGGUAGAAGUUGUUAUCUAGCAACAAAUUCUCAUAACUAAUUUACAAGGAAAUGUGUAGCAGCUAAAGGGAGAAUUAAAAAUCAGAUCGUGAGAGUUAAUGAAUUAUGGCUGGAAAGCAGAAAUGAAAAUUUACCUAAAUCUGCAGCCAAAUAAACUAAAAUCAAUCAAUUUUAUUCGUAAUUAUUUAAUAAUCUGUCAAGCCGUUCAACUUUAAUUUGUGUGAGUUAUUAUGUACUACCAUGGAAUAAUGACAAAAGCAAAAAUGCCUGAUAGAAAUAGCGGUCUGGCAGAAACCGGUGGACGUAGGUACUUGAGGUUAUUGACUUCAGCUUGCAAUAGAGUGCUAUUCGAUUGAGUGCCGCAAAACCAAAACCAAAGUUAGAGCAACAGUCAAUCAUAGCAUGGAAACUAUCACAACGAGCCAAUCAGAAGAAAGGAAACUACCUUCAAGAACCAAUAAGAAGUCUGAGUACAAACAACCAACUGACUAAAACGCGGGAAAACGCGAGAAAACGCGGGUGACCAAGGCGUGAGUGGUUUCAGUUUUGCAUCUGAUUGGUGGAAAAGGUGGCGCGAGUUUUCUUGACCAAUCACAGAGCGAAAUAAAGCAGAAACAAAGCAAUCUCCAAUUACUUACGACAUAUUAUUUAAAAAUUGCUCUAUUUUCACUGUGCUUUUCCUUUCAGAUGUUUGUGCUCGUUCUUUUCUGGUUUCAACUUCACAACGGUUUCUCAGGCUCAAAUGCUAUCGACGACUUGUCUCUGAUUCUCUUCAAUCUCGCGUUCACAACGGUGCCUCCGGUGAUUUGUGGAGUCCUGGAUAAAGAUGUUCCCGAUCUAAUAUUGACUGCAAAUCCUUCUCUGUACAAAACAGGACAGAAGAGCAAGGUUCAGAUCAGUAGAAUACAGCUUUUUUUUUUAAAUGUAGCUGUAACCGAACUAUUCCUCGUAUUACAAAGAUCUAGUUAGACAAACCAUGUUAAGAAGCACCAGACACUCUGAGUCCCACUUUGAAGUACACGUGUGGAACGCGCUAGUCAUGUGUUAGGCGUGCUGGACUGUGGAUCGGUCUGCUUACGAGCCCCGAUUAGCGUGGUGUCUUCUUGGGCAUGGCGCAUCCCUGUCACAGUUUUUCUUCUUGCCCAAGAGUAGGAGUGGUUACGGAUGAACUUUUAGUAACAAGUGACGGUUCUUCGUCGGGAAAAAGGGGAGUGGGGGGGUAGGGUCUCCUACGAUGGACUAGUACCCGUUCACAAGGAGUUGUGAUACUCGUAGUCACCUCGUGUUAUAGUCACGUGGUUAAACUCCAUUAUUCUCGCCAAACUUUCUCUUAAAGUAUUCCUUGGCACAUAUCAUACCGUUCCUGAAGAGGUACUGAUCAGAUACGGAUUGAACAGGUUUUUGAGCCUACUCCCAAGGGCCCUUUGCCAAUCAUCAAGCAAUGUGAAAAAGGCAUUUGUUUUAAUCACGGAUUUGUUUGAAGUACUUUGUUAGUAAAGGACUGUAUUUUGAAUAAAACUUUUGGAUUUGUUUAUACCUAUAGCUUUACACAAGGAAGCUGUUUUGGACGACAAUCUUGGAUGCUUUGUAUGAAAGCUUGGUGGUGUUCUAUGUAGCUUUCUGGGUGAGUUACAUCGUAUAAUGAACCUGAAACACCAAAGGCCUAAGAGCGCUUUUUGAUUGAGCCAAAGAACCUUGGACGCUUUAAUAAGCUCAUGGUGCUAAUCUGUCUCGGGCACCGACAAGCGGGUUUGACUAAUUUACAAUUAGCCUUAGAUUUGAAUCUGACUGGUCACAAGAUCUUCUCAAUAACAAAAAGAGGUGGGAAAAAUCUUGUGCAAACCGAAUUUCUUUCUUCACUCCUUUGACUGUUGCUCCAAUCAGUGUUGAAGAACACGUGAUUUCAUAAAUCAAACCAAAAAUGACAAAUUGACUUGUCAAAUGUUUUAAUGAAAGUAAUGAAGUAUUUAAUCUCAAGAUUUCUGCUUUAAUUUCCGAUGGUAGAUUGAUUUCUCAGAUAAGAACUGUAAAUAAGGGCCAGAAGUUGAUUCAGCAAUGCGUCGACGCAUUAGAGGAUGUCAAGUGCAAUUAAUAAGUGUCACUGUUUUCAACUAUUUCCAAUUUUUAUUCAUUACAGGUGUAUAAUGGAACCGCUGCUGGCAUUCGCAUGGUUGGGGUUACCCUUCAUCAGAGUUCUGUGAUAGUUGCCAACUUGUAUUUAGCUCUGAUCACAGCUCAGUGGGUAAGGAAAACAGCGAAUAUUUCAACCGUCAUUUCUUUUUCUCCCAAGUAAUCGAACCUUUCUCAAUUUUACUUGAAGUUUCGAUUUAACGCAGUUCACCAUAUAUAUAUAAGGAAAAGAAUGCACAAGUGAAAUAUGACUUUUUUACCCCCUCUGAUUGACUAGCUCGGAAGUGACUAGCAACGCACUAUUCAACCAAGAGCAGCCGAAGUCAAACAAUGAGAGGAAGUAACGACAGAACUCAACAAAAACCUUAAACCACAGUACGGCCAAGGUUCAAACCCAGGCCCUCAAUCGGAACUUGAGCACGCUAACCGUUAGGCAAACGCAUCUCCCAGGAGAUAACUCCUCAAAUGUCUGUAAUUUUGCGGGCAACUGCAAAUCUGUCUGUUAAUGUAAGGCGUACUAACUCAUGUCGUGGCAUUUUACCCGCAGACAAUUCUACAUCAUGUGUUCCUAUGGGGUAGUAUCGGUACCUCAUUCGUGUGGUUCGCUGUCUUUGGCGAAAUUAGAGGCGUCUUUUGGGAGAUGUAUAAAGUACCAUUCGUAACCAUGGCAACCAGGGAAUUCUGGGCUGUUUGCGCUUUAAGUGCGGUUGCUGCUCUGCUUCCAAGGUAUUGUUGAAUGUUAUCCGAUGUAAGUUUAGUUCUCAGUUAGUAAUCGGGCGAAUGAUUUCAAACUGGCCAAGCGCGUAGCGCAAGGUUCAUUUGAAAUUAGGAGCACGAUGACACCUGACACGAAGUCCGAUUACCAAUUAAUGUCGGCAGAACAACAAAAUGCGAGAGGCUCAAGAAUGAAACAUGUAAUUUUAAGGGCUUGUACGCUUCUUAUGGAUAACUGAUCAGCUAAAGUUCAAUUUUCUAAAGUUGAUUUUCAAUCCAAACCUGUCAACGCGCUCAUCUAAGAAGUUUUCCUUUAUUCUGAUUGAUCAGCGAAGGGUUGGAAGGUGAAAUUCAUUGAUUGAUAGUUUAUAGUGCUUCAUCAUUUUUCGCAUAGGUAAUCACAUAAUUUCGAGUGCAAUUUGUGGUCUUUGGAAAAAUUUACAAGUGCUUAUUUAUUCCAAAUUGCACGAGGAAAAUCAUAUGAUUUCCUAUCAAUAAUAAACAUGAAAAAAAACGAGAUAACUUAUCAUAAUUAUGCAGAGACAAGGCGCGCGCAUCAAGUGCAAAAAUAGUGUAUUCAAACCCUGCAAGUGACAUUGUGCGUUCUGUCAAAACAACUGCGUACGAUCAAAACAAUAAUAUACAAUGAUAUUUUCACAUCUUUAAGGCGCAAAAAAGUCGAUAGUCCGGCUAAACAGUUCAAGGAAUUGUUCAGUCUGGUUUGUUACUUCCUUGCAUUGAUUUAACCCUCUUCUGCAUUGAAUAACAUGAAAACUGCUUUUAUCUGAACCAAUCAGAACUGAGUAAUUUUUCAUGUAUCUUAUUAACUGCUUAACUGUCCGAUUUGGCUUUUUACUUUUUAAUAUUUUUUUUCCUAUUUUCAGGGUGGUAAUUUUCGUGUUUCGGCACACGAUUUGGCCCACAGAGAUCAACAAAGCUCAGCUGGAGUCAAAACAAAGGGAGGAGACAUUGGAGAGUAGAACAACGUCCGUGGACCAAAGUCCUGAAAUAGAGAGAACACCUAUAUCAGUUUAAGUGUAACGCAGCCCAGGCGAUAUACUUCGGUGAUGUUCUCUGUUCUUUUCUCCUGUUAAGUGCUGUUGGGAAUAGUUACCAGGUCUUUGCAACUUGAGUCGAUCAAGAGAACAGUAUAAGCGAUUUUAUCUCCUUUAUGUAUGCCGUCAUAUUAAUAAUUUUAACUCCUGGAGGUAUCCAUUAACUGACGAGAAUGACAAUUUUCGAAUGUGCAACUAAACAACAAAAAUGGUUUCGAAUGGGUUGCAAACCUAUCGAGCUAUUUCUAAGACUGGAACAUGUAUCACAGGAUGAAGCGCGACCUAUUCUGAAACCGACAUCGUUUGCACUCGACGUUUCCAAAAUGGCUUGAUAACUUAAGUACUGUAAAUUUUAUCCUGAUAUCCACAGAAGAGUACAUUAAAUAAAUAUAUUUUGCGGAUUUUGGGUUCAUCUCUACUUGAUCGUUGCAUGGAGACCC